This is a messenger RNA of Biomphalaria glabrata, 7596 nucleotides long. Its product is annotated as ankyrin repeat domain-containing protein 50-like. Gene Ontology annotation, molecular function: protein binding. Bases 363 to 4643 code for a protein of 1426 amino acids. Lineage: Eukaryota; Metazoa; Mollusca; Gastropoda; Planorbidae. The record is from RefSeq and is a predicted model, not a curated record. The transcript is spliced from 5 exons.
GAGAGAGCGUGAUGGCGCGAGCCUGUGCGUGUGGGAAGCGUGAGCUACUCAACACUGGAAUGUUGACGAGAUGUGUGACUGCGUGUGUGUGUGUGAGAAAGAGAGCGAGUGUGUGUCUGCGUGCUAAGUGCCAGCACAAAGUAAUCAAUUUCUCGGACCUGGAAACAAACCGGAAUGUAAUGAUGUUGAAUAAGGCCAGCCUACUUUUGAUUGACUAGAUUAACUUGUAACUUGAACCUAAUCAUGGAUGACAUACCCUGAUCUAAGCCAAUCAGUGUGUUGUAAAUAACGCCAUCUAUUUGACAACUUUUCUAAAUGGAUUAGAUAUUGAUUCAGCAUACCUUCAACACAAACAAGUCUGUAUGAAAAUGACAGACUGUUUGUUGAAAGGGAAAAGAUUCUUCUGCAGAGAAUGGGCAUUCAUCAAACUUCUGCACUGCCUGGAAACUAGGUCAACAUCCAAGACAUGUGGAACUCUUGUGAUGGGAGGCCCUGGCAGUGGAAAAACUGCCCUGGGGUGUGAAUUGAUUUGGCCAACAUCUCCAGGAAAGCAGACUGUCCUUAAGUCCAGAGUCUUGGCGUAUCACUUCUGCCAGGCUCACGAUGCCAACUCAUUAUCAGUGGUGACAUUUAUAAAAAAUCUAGUCUCCCAGGUAUCAAAGUCUGGUCUCAUAAAAGAUUUCAACUCCCAAGUGAUGUCACCGCAUAUACAAAAGAUAAUAGACCCAGUGGAAUGUGAAGCCAAUGCAGACGAAGCAUUUAAAAUAGCAUUUUUAGAACCACUGCAUUCUUCUGAACCUCCUGAACAGACGUUGAUGCUGUGGGUAGACUCCAUUGAUGAAUCUUACCUGCAGCUAGUGAGUGAACGAGGUACUUGCAGCCAGACCAUUGCUGAACUUCUAGCUGCACACAAUGCUAAUUUUCCACCUUGGCUCCUCCUGGUGUGUUCUGCACGAAAGCAGAGCAAGGCAGUGACACGGAUGUUCACAGGUUUCAGGAAGCUGAGUUUAGAUGACUUGAGGAAAUCUCACGUUGUCAGAGAUGUCCAGCAGUACAUCUUGUGUAGAUUAGAUGCAGAGGAUGGGCUCAGACAGCAUUUGAGUAGAGACACUGCAGAAAUGUUGAAUCAGCUUCAUAUAAAAAGUAAUGGAUGCUUUUUAUACCUUGAAAAAGUGCUAGACGGAGUAGCAGAGUCUUUCAUAAUGCUUAGAGAAGUUAGAGAAAUACCUGGCACACUGAAUGGUCUAUACUUAUGGCUUUGUCAGAGAUUAUUUAUUAAAAAGCAUGUCGUUAAAAUUCACCCUCUUUUGAAUGUUCUUUUGGCUUCUAGGACUCCAAUGACCUGUGACGAACUCUAUGAAUGUAUGCUUGUCAAAGAGGCUGACCUCACAAGAGAAGAAUUUGAUCGAAGACUUAAAUUGAUGAGCCGAAUUUUAACCAAUGGCUUAAAUGGGGAGCAGAUUGUUUUUCAUCAUAGCUUUUCAGAAUGGUUGCUAGAUGUCAAACAUUGCACUCAGAAGUAUCUGUGCAACGCAAGUGAAGGUCAUGGAAUGAUUGCAAUGAAACAGUUAAAACAUGGCAAGGAACUUGAUGCUUUUGGUGUUCAGGAAUUGGCACUUCACCUUGUCAGGGCAAAUUUUCCUGAACCCAUUCAGUUUGAGCAUCUUGUGCAAAUGUUGUUGCUUUCAGGAGCAAGUGUGGAAAAAUGUUUGUAUGCUGGAAUGCCUAAAGACCCUAAAGCAUUGAAGCUUCUGACAGAUGCUGGAGCAAGAUCACCAGCUAUGGAGGUUAGCAUUACCAGCCUUGAAUCCGAGCCAGUGGAACACAUCGAAAGUGACAUGGAUAAUAUGGGAGUAGAUGAAGUUGAUGCCAAUGGAAGAACUCAGAUUCAUACUGCUGCUUAUCGUGGAGACAUUCAAAAAGUUUCAGCUUUAAUUACUCAGGGAGCAUCUCUUGAGAUGCAGGACAGGUCUGGACAGACAGCAUUAACUUUGGCUGCCAGGCAAGGCCACUUUGCCAUUGUGACCGCUUUACUCAACGCUGGUGCAUUCAUUGAUCAUGCUGACCACGAAGGCUGGACAGCACUGCGUUCAGCAGCUUGGGCUGGGCACACCAAAGUUGUGUCCAUACUUCUUGACAAAGGUGCGUAUGUCGACCAUGCCGACUCUGAGCAGCGGACAGCCCUGAGGGCAGCUUGUUGGGGAGGACAUGAGGACAUUGUUAGACUUUUGUUGGAGCAUAACUCGGAUGUGAAUAAGACUGAUCAUGAAGGGCGUACAGCACUUAUAGCUGCUGCCUAUAUGGGCCAUGUGGAGAUUGUGGAGCAGCUGUUGAACCACGGGGCUAACAUUGAUCAUGAAGAUGUGGAUGGCAGGACUGCCCUCAGCGUAGCAUGUUUGUGUGUGCCUGCCAGUGAGGGUCAUGAAAAGGUUGUAAGCCUACUUCUUGAGCGUGGUGCAGAGGUCAACCACACUGAUAAAGAUGGAAGCACUCCUCUACUUGUGGCAGCAUAUGAAGGUCAUCCCGGUGUGUGUGACAUGUUGCUAGAGUGGGAUGCUGAUCCCGACCAUGUGGACAAUAAGAACAGAACUCCUCUCUGGGCUGCUACUUCCAUGGGGCAUGAAGAAGUAGUCAGGCAACUGUUAUUCUGGGGAGCCGCUGUGGAUCACAUAGAUUUUGAGGGGAGGACGGUACUUUGUGUUGCUGCAGCCCAGGGCUCAGAGUCUGUGGUCAGGCAACUUUUGGACAGGGGCUUAGAUGAAAUGCACAGGGAUAACUCAGGCUGGACACCAUUACAUUUAGCAGCUUAUGAAGGGCAUCUACAGAUAUGUCACAUGCUUUUAGAGCAAGGGGCUAAACCCAAUGAGGUUGACAAUGAUGGGAGGAUUGCACUUAUCCAGGCAGCACAAGAGGGCCAUUUAGAGGUGACCAAAAGACUUGUCGAGGCUGGCUCAAAUGUGAAUCACAGGUCUCAUGAUGGGAAGACCCCUUUACGGGUGGCUGCUAUAGAAGGCCAUGCACAGGUUUUAGAAUAUCUUCUGGCAAUGGGCGCUGAUAUAGACUAUAAGGAUGCUGAUGGCAGGACAACACUUUAUGUUUUAGCUCUAGAUGGCAACCUUGAGAUGACCAAGAUCUUUCUGGACAACGGUGCUAACAUAGAGGGAGUAGAUAAUGAAGGCAGAACAGCGCUGCAUGUGGCUUCCUGGCAAGGGAACGCGGAUGUUGUGAGAGCUUUACUUAAACAUGGUGCUGUGGUCAACUCUAUCGACAAUGACCAGCGCACAGCUGUCCAGUCGGCUUCCUGGCAGGGUCAUGAGGCAGUGGUCAAGCUGUUGCUAGAGUCUGGGGCUGAGGUUGACCACACCUGCAACCAAGGGGCUACAGCUUUGUGCAUUGCUGCGCAAGAGGGCCACGAGGAUGUGGUCAGGACAUUGUUGAGUUUUCAUGCUAACCCAAACCACGCAGAUCAAUUUGGUAGGACUCCAUAUCGAGUGGCUUUAAAAAGUAAUCACACCAAUGUUUGCAAAAUUUUGGAAGACUUUGGAGCAAUAGUUCCUACCGGUGCCAAGAGCAGAAGUAACUCUUCCACCUCCAGUGGAGACAUUAAAACAAACACACCAAUAUCCGGAACUAAGGCCGUGCCUGUUGGUUCUUCUGGUUACAUCGGUUCACAAGGAAUAGACAUGAUUCACCCAACCUCCCCAGAGUCUUCGUCAGACAGAAGAAAGUCUUACCAUUCUAAUAACUCAUCCUCCAAGUCAUCCAGCAUUGUGACGUCGUCCACUAACCAAAGUAGCCAGGGCGGACUUGGUCAUGUGUCCAGAUUUGACCGUGAGUGUCUCACAUUCACACAACAGUUGCAGCAGUGCUCUAUGGGAAAGAACCGCUCCCGUCCAAUCAGUAGAGUACUCUCCCCCGUGAGUGAACCCCAAAGUCCUGUGCACUCUCCGUGUGGAACUCCUGUUAUUCAUCGGCAGGCAGCUUAUGAUCAGCACAACAUCAAUAUCCUGGCCCCUUCACCCAUAAAAUCCAGCUCUUCUAAGCAAGAGAGGAUCUCGGCCACGAUAAACAUAAUAACCAACCCUCAUGCUGACAUGAUGAGCUCUGUGGAGGAACCAGUUUGGCAAAGGAAUCCUGCUCACCCUGCCAACAGCCACAAUUUUGCCUCUGCCACAAAUAGUAGUAGCAGUAGCAGUUCCGGUUCUCGUCAACAUCAUUACCAACCAGACUCCAUCUCCCCAGCUUCUGACCACCCGGCUAGAAUUAUUAUGGGCCGAGCGUCAUUAGGCAACAAGAGUCCAGACAUGAGGCUGAAAAGAAAUGGGAUAGUGACAAACCCAAAAGUGCUGAAGCCUUCUGCGUCGGUUAACCACACAAAGUACAACAGCCUCUCACCAGACCCCGAGCUUGAUACCAAUCUGACCUCUGUCUCAAAUGGGCUGGGACAGAACAUAAUGUUGAAUAAUCAUGACCAUCUUCUGAAGAGAGCAGUGAGUGCCCCCUCUGGGCACGUGCCAGCAGAUUCUACCAAGUACCCCUUAGUUGAAAGAAUUUCCCAGGAGUCUUUAGCCAACCCACGCAACAAACCUGUCAGACCAAGUGGACUUCCAAUUAAGAAAAUCAACUCUCCACACUUCUACUGACGUCCCCAAGAAAUAAAGUUAUUUUAUUUUUCAGCUGCUGCUGAGUUGUGAAUCCUGGUGAAAAGUGAAACAAGAUGUCCAGCAUGAGAUGCUGCACCAUCCUGCUUGGAAGGCCGCUCUGGUUAUUUCCUUUUAAGUUUGCUGCGCUGACUGUGACAUUUGUUACACAUGCUCCUUGUACAUGUAUGAACAGACGUUUUGUGUUUUUGUAAAUUGCUGACACAUUCUGUGUAACCCAGUAUAGUUGUAGGACUUGCGUUACUGUACAUCUUAUAUAUAUGGUUAUAAUGUACAGUAAAAGGAGAGUUAUAGUGUACAUUAAGAUGUUACAUUGCCAGUAUUUGUACAACAAAAUGUUGUACACUUCAUCAUUUAUAAUUAUUUCUCAGUUUAUGUCAAUUUAUUUCUCUAUUUAUUUCAUUACUCGUUUGUAGGGUAUAAAUCUAAUUAUAUUUUUUUUUAUGUUGGAUUCUUUCUUUCUUUUUUUUUUUUAAUUGGGUAUUUGGCGGAAAGAAAAUAUCCUAAGCCCACCCAUCUCUAAGAGUGAUGAUAUUUGUGAGAGAGCGUAAAGGCUACGAUGCAAGAUGAAGCCAAAAAGGCAUGGUUCCAUAGUUGUUGUUUUUUUGUUUGUUUUGUGGUGAUGUGGCCCUGAUGUGUAUCAGAAAUUUAUAUGGCCCUUAGGCCAAAAAAGGUUGGCCACCACAUGCUAAGGAUCAGUCCCUUGAACUGCUAGGUAACAGUUCGGUAAACUUUUUUGUUUAUUUGCUUACUACACUAUUAGACUAAUAUUGUGAGUCUACAAUGUUAGUUUUUAACAUUGGUCAAUUAAAAAAAAAAUUAUUUUAUAAUAGUAUUUAAUGUUUGUUAUUCAAUAUAAGUUGUACCUGUUUGAAAGCAUUAAAAUUGUGCAAUAUUAAUUGUUUGGAAACCCUAUAAAUGAUAUACACUAUUCACAAAUUGAUGACAUUUAAGGGUAUCUUUUGAACAAGUAUUUAACCAUAAAUAUAUCUAAAUGUCUGAGAGAGUUAGCCAUUAGAACAUACUUAUAGCUAGGUGAGAUUGAAAAAGAGCAUUUUAAUCAUUUAGCUUGAAAAAUAAAAAAUGAUUAUUAGUAGGCUACCAGUGAGCGAGUACAUGGGCAUUAGAAACAGUUCAUUUAAUUUGUUGAUGGAGCUUAUUGUACAAGAUGUUUGUGUCAAAUAGUGUACAUAUAAAUCUCUUGUACAUACACCCUCUCAUGUACAUAUAGGUCUGUACAAUUCCUGUUCAGUUAAUUUAUUCAUGGACAACCAAACAUGCUGCUGUCUGCCACCGAGUUUUUUUUAAUUAAAAAUUGUAUUUAUGAAACCACAAGAAGUUUGUGUGAACAUUUGAAGUGUAUAACUUUCUGCUUGAAAUGUUGCACUCAAAACUGAUGCAUUUGUAAAACUUGCGUGAGGACUAGCUAUGUAUUAUUUGUAAACUGCCGAAUAAAAAAAAAAAGAUUUUUAGAUCCAGUAAAAGCUGAUUUAUUGUAACUAACUAAUAUACCUGAAUGCUGUGAAGUUCUGCAUUGUUUCUCUGCCAAUGAUCAAUAGGUUGUUUUUUUGUUGUUGUUUUUUUUAGUUUGUUGUUUUAUUUUUGGCAUACUACGCUAAUGGUUUAGUUACUUAAACUUUUUCUUUUAAAAUUAAGAUCAUUACUUACUUUUUAUCUGACUGUAUAAAAUGAUUAUAAUUUAUUUUUUUGUUUCAACCAAUAGUUAAGUAUCUGUCAUUCAGUGAAAUGUCAUUUUGGUGUUAUUAUUUUUGGUGUUUGUAUGGCCAUGACAGGUUUUAUUGUUUGUAUUUGAUUUUUUUUUAAUUUCAAUGUGUUAAUUUUUUUUACACAAUUUAUACAUACAACCAAAAAAACCCACAAAUAUACAAUUUAUAUAAUACUAUAAUUGUUUUGGGGGAAAUACUUUCUACAGUAACAUUUUUGAAAAUAUUUUUUUUAAACCAAUGGUUCUUGUAUCUUCGGUAGUUAUCUUUUUAUUAAUAGGAAUUUACAGAACAUGACGUUGUUUCUAGUAUAUUAAUAGUUUUAGUCCCUUUACUUUUUAAUUUUAUUUUUUUUUAUAAUCAUAUUUUCUACGAAUCAGAAAAAGUGGAGGUGCUUUUGGUUAAGUCUGAUUUAUACAUAUAACUCUCAGGAACACAUUUUUUGUUGAAUUACAUUUGACACCUGUUUCUCUUAUCUCUCCAACAUUAGCAAUCUUCAUUAUAUCUUGCGACAGUAUUUUUUUUAAGAACUGGCCGUUAAAUUAAGACUGCAUUAUAUAUUCAUUUUUUGUUUUAUAUCUUACAAAUAUUGCCAGUAAAAAUGAAAGUCUCUUGUAAGCUCCCCCUCUCUGUGUAUGGUCACAUCAUCAUUUUGUGGAGUUGUAAAUCUAAAUUUAUAUUUUCCUCCAGUAAAAUACUUCACUUGUAGCAAUGCCCAGUUCUAUAUUACUUGCAUUUUAAAUGUGCUGUUAAGACAAAUGUUCUUUCUAUGGAUUGAAAUUGGGGACAGGGUGUCUGAACUGAGGAGUCUCCGGUUCGAAUCCUGUUGAAGACUGGGAUUUUGGAUAUUAGAGGGGGAGGGGCCCAUAAGUCUACCCACCCUGAAAUUUGUUAGGAAAAGUAAAGUUGACUGGUCAUUAGAUGACCUAUAGAUCGCCUUGGACUAAGGACUGAAAAUAGAUCUUGUCACUCAUUUAGUCUUAAUUCUAAGAAAGAAAUCAGCUGACCUGUCAUAUGACCAAGUAAGAAAAAAAUUUAGCUUAGGACGGCAGAAGAAAAUAAAAGCAUUAUUAAAAAUCAGUAGUUAGUUGUCUAAAACUUACAUAUAACCCUAACCCCUUAAUCCUGGCCACAUAACACCCUCGUUAACCAUAGGCUGCAGAAACAGAUGACCUUUACAUCAUCUGCCCUUUAGACCACAAGAACUGAAU